Molecule: messenger RNA, 1546 nt
Organism: Anneissia japonica
Lineage: Eukaryota; Metazoa; Echinodermata; Crinoidea; Comatulida; Comatulidae
Exons: 8
Coding region: 87-965 (292 amino acids)
Molecular function (GO): protein binding
Source: RefSeq, a predicted model, not a curated record
GCAGAACCAGGACUACAAAAUAACAUUUGCACAUUAUCAAUAUUAUAGUUGUUGGUAUUUUAAAUUUUAGUUGGAUUUCUGAUUGAAUGGAUACGUCACAUAAAACAGAGACAACAUUGGUUCGGGCAAUAUCGAACCAAAAUUGGUCUCUGGUCAACAGUAUCUUGACAAAAGAUUCACAGCUUGUUAACGAUUGUCCAAAUGGCAAAUCAACAUUAUGCUCCGCUGUUAAAGAAGCACCAGAAGAACUGCUUUUGAAGAUGUUAGAGGCUGCCUCAGAAAAAACACUCAAUAUUUUGGAUGAGGAUGGUCGUAGUCUCCUUCAUUUGUGUGCGCGGCGUAGUCUUGAUAAAUGUAUCAAACUCGUUUUAAAGAAGUCCAAACUACAUGUUAAUUUACAGGAUGGAUGGGUUUCAAGAACUCCACUUCAAGUCUGUGCCCGUUCUGAUGCCACGUUUAGACAACAGCUCCACAUAGUGGUUGAACUCAUAUGCAAUGGUGCUGAUAUUUCCCUUAAAGAUGCGGAUAAUAGAAAUGCUGCUGAUCUUUAUUGGUUUAAUGACUGCAUGAUGUAUGACAAAAAUUCCAGAAUAGAAGAAAAGAAGCAGAUAAUGCAUAUAUUAAAAGGAGAGGUACCUCGGCAAAUUUUAGUAAGUGGCUAUUAUGCGGUCAAAAUAUACUUCAAGGCUUUAGAACAAGGUGGUGUGCAAUAUCAAAGAUGUAGUUUAACAGUGGUGGGACAAGCCAGGGCUGGAAAGACCAGUCUGGUUAAGAAAUUAACAGGACAAAGAUUUAAUUUCAAAGAGAAGGAAACUGAUGGAAUAGUAACCACAGUGCUAUGUGAUAUUAAUGAGACUGAUGGACAAUGGAAAUUGGAUACUUCCAAAGAAAUCGGUUUGUUCUUGGGUGUUAAUACCCUAAUGUGUUUCUAUAUCAAUGGUCUCGUCAGCUAUACUAUGUCAUGACAUGUUUCAACGCUUUGGGAAAAAUGGAUUCUGUAGAAUGCUUGAAAUAAUCAGCACCACACUUAGAAAUGUAACACAAAUAUGAUAUGCUUGGUCCACUAAAUAUUAUCAGUAACACUUCAGGUUGCGUUAGAAUUCAAAUACAGCUAAAAUGCUGCACAACACCGCUUUCCUCCGAAGGUUUCAGGCUAUUUGAACAAAUGCUGAACUUAAGGUUCAAAUGGUAGGAGAUGUAAAUAAAACAAGCACUACUUUUCUUGAUUGAUAUAUUUCAAUUGACAAGCUUUUGAUAGCUUUUUUGUUUUGCUUGUCUGAUCUUUGAAAAUUGAAUAUAUUUUUUUCUUCAUUAUGUUGUGUAGCCUGCUCAGUAGAAAUCUACUCUUCUCUCACAGGGCUAACUAAAUAUAGGCCUAUGCCCACACUAUCAUUUUUUUUGACAGAAAAAUGUUGUAUGCCCAUAUAUAGUCAUGGUGUGCUUAUACAUGGUCAGGAUGUAAUGGUCAUUGAUGUCAUCAUGAUCAUAUUAUUUAGGCAUGUCACAUGUUUUUGUCAAAUAAAAUUUGAUAGUAAAGGCUAUAAAA